AUGAAGAAAGACGGUAUCCAGACACGUAAUCGCAAGGUCUCCCAAAAGUCAAAAAAGAACAAGGCUAACCUCUGCCCCGAACUGGGCAUGGCAGAGCUGAGCCUGGACUGUCUCAUAAAACCCACCCUCAGUCAUCUGACUGCCGCAAGUCACCUGGCCGCGGCCGCCGGUUAUCCGCACAAGAUGUCCUCCUACAUGUCCUCCUACCUGGAUGGCGUUUCCUCCGCCUACGGAGGCCGGCAGGCUGGCGGCUACUACGGAGGUCCCAUUGUCGGUGGCGGCGGUGAAGUAGCUCCCAUGCAUCACCUGAACCCCACAGCUGCCGCGGCCGCCAUGGUG
Messenger RNA from Dibothriocephalus latus, 339 nucleotides. The record is from the annotation of a GenBank genome assembly. NCBI's taxonomy places the organism in Eukaryota, Metazoa, Platyhelminthes, Cestoda, Diphyllobothriidea, Diphyllobothriidae.